Meloidogyne enterolobii is the source of this 1008-nucleotide messenger RNA. NCBI's taxonomy places the organism in Eukaryota, Metazoa, Nematoda, Chromadorea, Rhabditida, Meloidogynidae. The record is from the annotation of a GenBank genome assembly.
AUGUUUGCCUCGGCUACAGCUAUCAAUCCCCGGCUUCAAUUAAGUAAAUCUAGCCGAUUAGGUGUUGGUGAGAGACUUGGUGAUUUGACUGCGGAAGCAUUCAGAGCCUAUGGAGCUUUCGUUGGAAGGAAUCCAGGAAAGGUUGAAAAGAAAAUUUCUAAAAAAUAUCACUUUCAAUUUGAGGUUCUCAUUGCGAUGCUCCUUUUUACAAUUUUAACAGUUCCAGGAAUUGUUUACCUGCAAAUUAAUUUAGAUCUUUACAAAUUAUUCGUUCCUUUGGAUGCUCCAGUCCGAUUUGAAUUUGAAAGUCAAAAAGCUUAUGACCAAAUUCCAGGGGGGCAAUUAGAUGUUGAUCCCCCUCCAUCUUUAAUUGCCACACCUCAUUCAACACAAAUUUCUACCCAACAAACGGCCAAUGAAUUAAAAGAUAUUCCGAGAAGAUUUGCACGUGCAGUUAAAGUUAAAGAUCCUUCUGGUCCUCAACAUCACGAUAUUCUACGUUUUUAUGUUGUCCAUAAAAGAUAUGAAAAUUUAUUAGUUAGUGAUACUUUGGCUAAAUUAUUUGAAUAUACACAGGAAAUGAUGAAUGUUAAAAUGGAAUGGGGUGGAGAAGAAUGGAUAUUGGAAGAUUUUUGUCGAAAAAAUCCUGGCCAAGAGCAUUGCAAUAAUGAAACUAAUGGAACUAGAAAUAAUCCAAAUCUUCAAUUAUCUUAUCCCGUCAUGUAUUUAUUUAAUCGACCAAAGGAUAUUGGAAAUAUUAUUUAUGGGGUAAAUGUUACUGGAAUAAAACACGAAAUUGUUGGGGCAAGAGUUUUAACAAUUCAUUGGUUUAUAACAUUUCCAAAUUCUGGCGAUAAUUUAGCUGCUUAUUAUCGUUAUAGAGACAAUUUAAAUGGAUUUUGGGAUACAAAAACUGAAGAAUCAGACAUUAAAUUUAUUCCACACAAGUUUGUUUUUUUAAAAAUAAAUAAUUUGGGCCCUCAUCUAACCCUCAAUUCUGAUUUUUAA